Cucurbita pepo subsp. pepo (vegetable marrow) is the source of this 2071-nucleotide messenger RNA. It is a transcript of the gene MLO12, whose product is annotated as Seven transmembrane MLO family protein. Gene Ontology annotation, cellular component: membrane. The record is from RefSeq and is a predicted model, not a curated record. Gene Ontology annotation, biological process: defense response. NCBI's taxonomy places the organism in Eukaryota, Viridiplantae, Streptophyta, Magnoliopsida, Cucurbitales, Cucurbitaceae.
AAUAUAAAUGCACUACGAAGACAGUGGAGCCUUGCAUCUACUUGCCUCAUCCUUCUCCUCCUAGAAUUUCAUUUCUUCGCUGUAAGCUUGAGAGCUUUGUUUCUGUUAGUAAGGAGAUAAGUUCCAUUAUCAAUGGCUGAGUGUGGAACAGAGCAGCGUACUUUGGAAGAUACUUCAACUUGGGCUGUUGCGGUUGUUUGUUUUUUCUUGGUUGUUAUUUCAAUCUUCAUUGAACAUGUCAUUCACCUCACUGGAAAGUGGCUGGAGAAAAAGCACAAGCCAGCUCUUGUUGAAGCUCUAGAAAAGGUUAAAGCAGAGCUUAUGCUGUUGGGAUUUAUAUCCCUACUUCUGACGAUAGGCCAAGAUGCUGUCACUCAAAUUUGCGUUUCAAAGGAGCUUGCGGCAACUUGGCUUCCCUGUGCAGCAAGAGUUAAGGAAGGAGUAAAGGUUACCAAGAACAGUCGUCUUAAACUCCUUGAAUUUUUAGAUCCUGACUAUGGUUCAAGGCGUAUUUUAGCUUCAAAAGGAGAUGAUGCAUGUGCCAAGAAGGGCCAACUCGCUUUUGUGUCGGCAUAUGGAAUUCACCAGCUCCAUAUUUUCAUCUUUGUAUUGGCUGCCUUCCAUAUUCUGUACUGCAUCACCAUUUUGGCUUUGGGCAGAACAAAGAUGAGCAAAUGGAAGGCCUGGGAGGACGAGACAAAGACCAUUGAAUACCAGUACUAUAAUGAUCCAGCAAGAUUUAGAUUUGCGAGAGAUACCACGUUUGGACGCCGACACUUGAGCUUUUGGAGUCGUACACCAAUUUCCCUCUGGAUUGUUUGUUUCUUCAGACAAUUCUUUAGAUCAGUUACCAAGGUUGAUUACAUGACACUGAGACAUGGAUUCAUCGUUGCACAUUUGCCACCUGGAAGUGAAGUAAAAUUUGAUUUUCACAAAUACAUUAGCAGAUCUCUCGAAGAUGACUUCAAAGUUGUCGUGGGGAUUAGUCCAGCGAUGUGGAUAUUUGCUGUUUUCUUAAUCCUAACCAACACAAAUGGGUGGUAUUCGUAUCUAUGGAUGCCUUUCAUCUCCUUAAUUAUAAUUCUAUUGGUCGGAACGAAGCUACAAGUUAUCAUAACCGAGAUGGGACUGACAAUUCAAGAAAGGGGCCAUGUUGUGAAGGGUGUUCCCACCGUUCAGCCCCGGGAUGACCUCUUUUGGUUCGGACGCCCGCAACUUAUUCUCUUCCUGAUUCACUUCGUUCUCUUUACGAAUGCUUUUCAGCUUGCCUUCUUUGCUUGGACCUCAUACGCAUUUAAGUGGAGAGCUUGCUUCCAUCAGCGAAUUGAAGAUAUUGUCAUCAGGCUCUUAAUGGGGAUUAUCAUUCAUGUUCUAUGCAGUUAUGGGACACUCCCACUCUAUGCUUUGGUGACUCAGAUGGGCACUAACAUGAGACCAACCAUUUUCAACGACCGAGUGGCGUCGGCGUUGAAGAACUGGCACCACAAUGCCAAGAAGAACACGAAGCACCCGCACAACCCAGAUAGUACCUCGCCUUUCUCAAGCAGGCCGACUACUCCAACACACGGCAUGUCUCCCAUUCACCUUCUGCACAAACAGCAGCACAGCAGCACAUCUCCCAGGCUAUCCGAUGGCGAACCAGAUCGUUGGGACAUUGAAGAGAUGCCUCCUUCUUCACACCAUAGUAGUAGAGCCCAUGAUCAUCAAGAACUCGAACAUUCUGUGAUGAAUAGAGAACAGGAGAUGACAGUUCAACAGCUGAGUUCAUCGGAGACCGGUUCCACAACACGUCCUGUUCGUGCUCAACACGAAAUCACCAAAAGCCCCUCAGACUUCUCAUUUGCCAAAUGAUUCAGCCGAUCGUCCCACCAGAAGUUCUUGCACGUUCUUGGCGUACAGAGCAGCAAAUACUACAUCUGUAUAAUCUUUAUACACUUAAGGACAGGACAGUAUUAUAACUACUGCAUAGCAACUAGCUUCUUUUAUUGUGCUUCAUGUUGGUAUAAAAUAACCAACUGCUUUUCCCAAUUUUUCUGAGAAUUAAUUGACAACAAAGCCAUUCUUUCCCCUA